This is a messenger RNA of Rhodofomes roseus, 702 nucleotides long. RefSeq lists its product as uncharacterized. NCBI's taxonomy places the organism in Eukaryota, Fungi, Basidiomycota, Agaricomycetes, Polyporales, Fomitopsidaceae. Bases 98 to 544 code for a protein of 148 amino acids. The record is from RefSeq and is a predicted model, not a curated record. The transcript has 3 exons.
GCACGCGUCGCUGCUCCGCCGGGCUACUCACGCGCGCACCUAUUUCCGUCCAUGCUGGCAGCGAAGGCGUGGGUGGCAGCGAAGAUGCGCGGAACGUAUGGCCGUCGUCCACAGGUCGUCCAAGUCGUGUGCUCGCCCGCACAGGCGCUCGCUCAUGAUCGUGGGACUCAUCCUCGCCUGCGGGCACUGCAGCGAGUCGACCCUGGUCGUGCCUGCUCGUCCUCGAGCACUUGACAUCACAGCAAACGGUUUAGCAUUGCCGUGUUUCCCAUAUGCACCAUGCCCCGCCCACCAAUGCGAUGCACCCGGCCGAAGUAUGGCACCCCAGGGCCCACACGGCGAACUCCUCGGGCGUUCUUCGAAGUUCGAACGCUCGACGAUAGGCAUCUACAUUGCCUCUCCGAGGAAUCGAACGUGCGAGCCCUUUGAUUCCAGCUCUGAGCUAAAUUGCAGGAUGAUGCGGCAGAGCCUCAACGUACUGCAGAACUGGGAUGUUCUACCCUUGAGAGAUGCUCCAUACUUUGUGGCUACAGACCAGCACUAGCAAGGCCCGGCCUGGUCUUUGCAGUGACAGGAAGAUGUCGUGAAGGCGCAGCUUUGGCGCGACGGCACCACGCGGCAGACUUUCUACCCUACUCACGCGUCACCAAACGAACCUUCCCUUUUCUAGACGGCGCACAGUGCAAAAGGCUUAGGUUGCCG